Mesocricetus auratus (golden hamster) is the source of this 3301-nucleotide messenger RNA. RefSeq names its product leukocyte immunoglobulin-like receptor subfamily B member 2. NCBI's taxonomy places the organism in Eukaryota, Metazoa, Chordata, Mammalia, Rodentia, Cricetidae. The record is from RefSeq and is a predicted model, not a curated record. The coding region runs from base 82 to 2763 and encodes 893 amino acids. The transcript is spliced from 20 exons.
CUCUUGGGUGUGUCCCACUGUGUGAACUGUGUCAUCAGUCCUGUGUGUUGUUUAUGUGGAGAUCUGGCAAGAGGCACUGCCAUGGGACUUGGAGCUGCUCUUCUUGGAUUUGUGUUUUUAAUGGACCAGAGCAUCUGGGCACAGUAUGGACCCCCACCCCAGCCUUACAUCUGGGCAGUUCCAGGACCUGUGAUUCCCACAGGCAGUGGUAUGAGCAUCUUCUGCAGGACCCCUCCAGGGGUGACCCGAGUAUGUCUCUCUAGUAGUGUAUUCAAUGGAAAAUGCUUGGAUAGUACCCCAGAGGGAUCUCAGGAGGUGUUUGAAUUCAGUCUGCAGAGGAUGACACAUGAGAAUGUGGGAGUUUACUACUGUGAAUACAGAAAGGGAGGUCAAUGGUCACAAAAGAGUGAUCAGCUGGAGCUGGUGGUGACAGGUGUUUACCAGGAGAAGCCAUCCCUUACUGUGGAUUCAAUACCUCAGGGAUUCCCAGAAAGAAAUGUGACUCUCCUCUGUCACACACAUUCUCCAUUUAACAUCUUCAUCCUCUGCAGAGGUGGAAAUGCCUCCUUCCCCCAGAACUGUUCACGUCAGUCCCACAGCACAUUCCUCAUCUCCCCUGUGAGCCCAGGGCACAGCAGGACCUACAGAUGCUUUGCUUCUCCUGAACACAGUCCCUCCUUGUGGUCACUGCCUAGUGAUCCCCUGAAGUUGUCAAUCCCUGUGUUUUCAAUGGAGAAGAUCUGGGCACAAUAUGGGCUACCAUCCCAACCUUCCAUCUGGGCAGUUCCGGGAGCUGUGAUUUCCACAGGCAGUGAUGUGAGCAUCUUCUGCAGGACCCCUCCAGGGAUGACCACAGUGCGUCUAAACCAUCAUGUACCCAAAGGCAAAUGGCUUGACCAUACCCCACAGGGAGCCCAGGAGGUGUUUGAAUUCAGUCUUCAGGAUAUGACACACAUGAAUGCAGGGAUUUACUACUGUGAAUACAGCAAUCGAGGUGAAUGGUCACUAUGUCAUGACAAACUGGAGCUGAUGGUGACAGGUGUUUACAAGGAGAAGCCAUCCCUUACUGUGGAUGCAGGACCUCAGGGAUUCUCAGAAAGAAAUGUGACUCUCCUCUGUCACACACCUCAUUCCUUUCACACCUUCAUCCUCUGCAGAGGUGGAAAUGCCUCCUUUCCCCUGAACUGUUCACGUCAGUCCCACAGCACAUUCCUCAUCUCCCCUGUGAGCCCAGGGCACCGGAGUACCUACAGAUGCUUUGGCUCUUACAAACACAGUCCCUACUUGUGGUCACUGCCUAGUGAUCCCCUUGAGUUGUCAAUCCCGGGUACAUCUGACCACACUGUGGUUUGGAUCUCAGUUGCUGCUGUUGGCUUUCUCUUCCUCCUCUUCCUCCUCCUCACCUGCCUCUAUUGCCUUUGGACCAAAUGCAGGGCCACCAAUGGUGAGACCAGAAGCCAAGUGAAAUAUAAGAGGUCCAGCCCAACCAUGGACAUGGAGGGAAAACAUAAAUAUGGUGACUUGGAGGGCAGUCAGCCUGAGGACUGUAGGAAGGUGGACACACAGGUGUCUGCAGCAGAACGCUCACAGGAGGUGACGUAUGCCCAACUACGCCAACACAACUUCACAGAGCACCUGGAUCCCAUUCCCUCCAAUGCUCUUCAGGACACAUCCACACAGACUUGUGUAUAUGCCAGCCUUACAUUGUCCCAAGAGGAGACUCAGAGCAUCUACAAGUUUCCUGCUUGGCCACACAACUCAGGACCGGGCUGCAGAGCCAUGUCUCCAGCCCAACCUGCUUUCUUCUGUCUUGGGUUGUGUGCACUGCAAGUGAUCCAAGCACAGAGUGGCCCCUUGCCUAAGCCUUCACUCAGGGCUCAUCCCAGUUCCCUGGUACCCCUGGACCAGUCAGUCACUCUUCGGUGCCAGGGGCCUCCGGUCGUGGAUUUAUAUCGCCUGGAGAAACUGAAAUCCAGGGAGUAUGAGGAUCAAGACUCUCUCUACAUCAAUACCAUGAAAAUAAGCAAUGCUGGACGCUACCGCUGUUCAUAUCAGAAUGGGAGUCACUGGUCUCCCGCAAGCGACCAGCUCGAGUUAAUUGCUACAGGUGUUUACGAUAAGCCCUCACUCUCAGCUCAUCCAGGCUCAGUGGUCACUUCCGGCGGGGACAUGACCCUACAGUGCCAGACCCAACAUGGCUUUGAUCAGUUUGUGCUGUACAAAGAGGGGGACACUGAGCCUUAUAAGAAACCCGAGAGAUGGCACCAGGCUGACACUGGGCCUCAUAAGAAACCCCAGAGCUGGUACCGGGCUGAUUUCCCCAUCACCACAGUGACUGCCACUCACAGUGGGAUUUACAGGUGCUACAGCUUUUCCAGCUCAUCUCCGUACCUGUGGUCAGCCCCCAGCAACCCCCUGGAGCUUGUGGUUGUAGGACCCUCUGCCACUCCCCGCCAGGUACCCACAGAGUUGCCAUCUCCCAUAACAGAAACCUCCAGGAGACUUUACAACUUACUCUCAACCAAGAUAUCUACAACUGAGAAGUCUAUGAAUAUCACCAUCUCUCCAGAGGAGUCAAGCCCUCCAUUUGGUUUUUCCCACCAGCACUAUGCCAGAGGGAAUCUGGUCCGAAUAUGCCUUGGUGCCAUGAUUAUAAUAUUCCUGGUGGGGCUUCUGGCAGAGGAUUGGCGCAGUCGGAAGAAACGCCUGCCACACAGGAUCAGAGCUGUGCAAAGACCACUCCCACCCCUCCCACGGGCUUAGAAAUAACAUGGCUUGUAGGACAAUGGUUGACUAGAUGUUCAUCAUAAUUAGAGCCCCAGACAUGGAUUUACUCAAGAAUGGGGAGGUUUUAUAAAGAUUGUGUGUAGACACUAAUCUGAGGGCUGAGCCAAGAAGAUAGGAUGGAGGUCCCUAUGCCUUCCUGAUGUUCUGUCAAGCAUUUGAGUCAAUAUCUACUUUUCUGAAAGAACUCCACAUGGGAUGAAAAAAAUCUACGGGAUUUUUGUUACCGUUCAUGUGGUAGAUAGCAUACUAUACCUGUGUAAUGGCAUUUCUUUAAUCUUAUCUAACACGGGUUCCAGAUUGAUUUACCUGGCUUACACAGCUGAUCUGUUCCAUCCUUUACAUAUCCACUAUUCUCUGGUAGUUUGUGUUCCUCUGUGGUGGUCCAUAGAUUUAGCCUUUACCCUAACUCCAUCUUAAGUCACAGUUGGAUAAAUAUUUUAUUUUUUAGAAUGGAAGCUUGUUCUCUAGAAAGUAGGCUAGAUUGUUACUUUUCAUUAAUACACAAUAAUCUAUA